AUGUGUAAGGGAGUUUCAGUGAACGCAUUGAUACAGAAUGAUCCAUUCAUUCUCCAUAAAAUUUCACUCACUCCCUUUUCUGAAACUCCCUUGCACAUCUCAGCUUUGCUUGGUCAUGUUGAGUUCACCAAGGCUAUUGUGCGCCAAAUGCCUUGGCUUGUCACAGAGUUGGACUCUUCCAAACGCUCACCUCUUCACUUGGCUGCUGCUGAGGGCCACAGUCAAAUUGUCAAAGAGCUGUUAAUAGCAAAUAAGGAUGUGAGUAUGGUUGCUGACCAAGAGGGGAGAAUUCCUCUCCAUUUGGCUGCAAUGAGAGGGAGAGUUGAGACCGCUACAUACUUGCUUUCAGUGCCAAAAAUAAGAGUGGAUCUGAACUCCUUGACCAAAAAUGGCUUUCCAGCCUUUGAUGGAAUCAGCAGAAAUGGCACAAUUCAAAGGAAUUUACGGAAGAAUCCCAUCAAAGAAACAAACACCAAAGUUAAAACCAUCCAAGCACCUCGAAAAUUACAAUUCAAUUGA
Messenger RNA from Mangifera indica (mango), 519 nucleotides. RefSeq names its product ankyrin repeat-containing protein BDA1-like. The coding region runs from base 1 to 519 and encodes 172 amino acids. The transcript is spliced from 2 exons. NCBI's taxonomy places the organism in Eukaryota, Viridiplantae, Streptophyta, Magnoliopsida, Sapindales, Anacardiaceae. Gene Ontology annotation, molecular function: protein binding. The record is from RefSeq and is a predicted model, not a curated record.